AUGAUAUUAGGUUAUCUUUCAAUUUAUCAAAAAGAUUGCAAUACUCAAAAAUUCACUAAAAGUGUGUCCCCCAUAUUUAAAAACAAACAACUAAAGAUUGGAAGAAAUGCAGAUAUGUGUGAUAUAGUUAUUAGUAAUCCUGUUGUGUCUAAUUUGCAUUGUAAAGUAUGGGGAGUUAAAUUUGAUGAACAAAGCGUUCCCAAUGUUUAUUUACAAGAUGUUUCUUUGAAUGGUACUAUAAUUUAUGAAAAAGAUAAAAAAACCGCAUUCUUAAUCAAUAAAUAUCAAUUUAUUAUGUUAAAAAACAACGAUGAAAGUCAAUAUAUUAGUUUUCCCAAGUUGAAAAACUCCACUUAUUUAAAAUUUCAUAGCUUAAAGGAAUACAGGAAUGAUAAAUUAAUUGGUGCUUCGCUGGAUUUGUUUUUCGAAAACUUGCAGAUUGAACAAAAUAUUGAUGCCAAUUGGAAAAUUGUUCCCCAAAUUGUAGGCAGUGGCACUUUUGGUUUAGUUAUGAUUUGUGAAAGGACUAAUUCAAAAAGGGAAGAGAAACUUUUUUGUGCUGUUAAAAUUGUCAAGCACAAACAAAAUAUCAAAAUAUCAAAGGAAUCGCAAAUUCUUUUGAAUUUAAAACACCCAAAUAUCAUUAAUAUUUUUUCUACAAAAACAGAUGAAUAUGGUAAUAUUUACUUAUUUCAAGAUUUGAUAUGUGGGGGCGACCUUUUCUCUUAUUUAGCCAAAGGCAAUUGUUUAACUCCAUUGCCUGAAGACGAAAGUCUAAUUAUAGUUUAUCAAAUAUUAAUGGCCCUAAAGUAUUUACAUUCUAAGGGAGUAGUACAUAGGGAUUUGAAAUUGGACAAUAUUUUGUUAAGGACUCCUGAACCGUGUACUAAAAUUGUGUUAGCCGAUUUUGGAAUCGCUAAAGAUAUAGAAAAUAUCAGAACAAACAGAUUGCAUACCGUAGUUGGGACACCUGAAUAUUGUGCGCCAGAGGUUGGGUUUAGAGCUAGCAGGUCUUUGUAUAAGCAAGUUAGUAGGGCUACCACGAAAAGCAUUGUGGAUGAGAUUGGUUACAAUUACAAGUGUGAUUUAUGGUCAUUAGGAGUUGUUACACACAUUAUUUUGACUGGGAUUUCACCCUUUUAUGGUGAUGGAACAGAGAUGUGUAUUAUUGAAAACGUGAAAAGCGGUAAAUUAAACUUUUCCUUAGCACAAUGGUCUGUUGUUAGUGUACAUGCUAAAAAUUUUGUUUCAAAAUUAUUGAAUGUAAAUAUUGAAGAAAGAUUGACCAGUCAGCAAGCUUUAACACAUUUAUGGAUUAGUAAGCAUAGAGUAUAUUUAGAAGAAAUUUAUAAAUUUAAGAUUCUAGCUGAAGAAUAG
This is a messenger RNA of Saccharomycodes ludwigii, 1377 nucleotides long. RefSeq names its product serine/threonine protein kinase MEK1 (gene MEK1). Gene Ontology annotation, cellular component: cytoplasm; nucleus. The transcript has a single exon. NCBI's taxonomy places the organism in Eukaryota, Fungi, Ascomycota, Saccharomycetes, Saccharomycodales, Saccharomycodaceae. Bases 1 to 1377 code for a protein of 458 amino acids. Gene Ontology annotation, molecular function: protein binding; ATP binding; protein serine/threonine kinase activity. The record is from RefSeq and is a predicted model, not a curated record. Gene Ontology annotation, biological process: protein phosphorylation; meiotic recombination checkpoint signaling.